This is a messenger RNA of Xylona heveae TC161, 7169 nucleotides long. RefSeq lists its product as hypothetical. Bases 1 to 6954 code for a protein of 2317 amino acids. NCBI's taxonomy places the organism in Eukaryota, Fungi, Ascomycota, Xylonomycetes, Xylonales, Xylonaceae. Gene Ontology annotation, cellular component: cytoskeleton. The transcript is spliced from 3 exons. The record is from RefSeq and is a predicted model, not a curated record.
AUGUACCGUGGUUCUAUGGCCAAGACAACUCAAAGACUCAGCGCUCCUGCCGCAUUCCCACCUCAUUCGUUAUCCCCGAACCGAACACGGCAAAAUAGUCAUCGUGGCCGCGACGCGUUAGAAGCAGAAGAUAUCUCGGAACGUCACUCCGAGUCCUCUACUCUUUGGAGAACUCCACUUCAGCGGUCGACCCAGGGAGCGUUGUCACCGACGCUGCCGCUCCUUCCAUCUCUGAGAGACCUGGCAGGAGUCUCAAGGCCUUCCUCUCCCCAAGAAUACCAGACCACCGGAAGCAGUUUAUACUUUACGGCCAGUUGGGGAUCCCCGUACCAAUAUCAGGACUUGGGCUCGAACGCCCGAUCAACGUACUACGGCCGUCGUGGAAGCACCGGGAGCGACGUCGACGGCGAUCUCCUAGCUCGGCCGCGGCUCCGAGUUGAUACAGUUGAUCCUGCUCAAUCAUCCCCAUUUGGUGCUGAUUUUGCGUCGCGAAGAAGUCCCACGUCCACGUCGCUGGCUCCAGCAAGAUUGGCAUUUCUAGGCCUAAACAGAGGGCUUUUUCGAGGAUAUACGGAAGAGUGGGUGAGGCAAAACUCUGUGCAAUCUCAUUCGGAGCGUGAGAACUGGUGGAGUGACGACUCCGAGACAAACGACGCACCAGCUACUGAGCACUCUGGUACGGCUGUGGAUGGGGAGGGAAGCGCAUGGUUUGAACCACAAGAGUAUCCCGACACAGCGGAGGAGCUUUUGACCCCUACAUUAGCAUCUUUUGGUCAAAAGAGAGAGACCACAAGACGCCGGUCCACAAGCCGGGAAAACCGGGCGAGGAAACAUCGGUCCAUCAAAAGCAACGACACUCUCAAGCAGAUUGAUUUCCUGAAUAAGGAUUAUUUUAGCAAAGAUUGCUCCGCAGACAUGCUUGCCUCACAGCAUGCUGUUUCUGCGGCCGGAUCGGAGGAGCUUAACGCAGACGAUUCCGUCGCUCCUAGUUCUUCUGCGCCUCUAGCAGAGCCCCAAAAUAAAAACCCUGUGGCAGAAACAGGAGCUUCAAACGAACAAGGCUCUGAAGCACAGCUCGACUCUGUGUCGCCCCAGAUUGCCGAUGCUGCUCCGAAGUCAACACAAGCUGCUCCGUCGAAAACCGUCGAAACGACAGAUGUUGAACCCCCAAGAAACGUCCGACCAGAACGGAAACGAGUUGUGUGGCGAGGUAGAUAUUGUGCCAUCUUAGUACCGCCAGAUGUGCCACGGGGAGCUGAUGGCGAGCCCCUCAAACUAUUGGAUACCUCAGCAGUCUCUGGUCGUUUGCGGCACUGGGAAGAACAGGGCUUCAAUACCCGAGGGUUUGACCAACUUGCAGAAGAAGAGGAGUUUGACAGCGGUGCUCCGACGGGUCAGAGCCGUGCUAUUUACCCUGAUAUCGAGGAAAUGCAGAAUGAACGGUCGAGCCGGCAGUAUAACAUCAGUUUUCCGAAUAAAAAAGAAUGGGAUGCAUAUGUCAAUUUUCUCAAUGAAGAGAAAUUACGUGCUCUUGGUGUUUCAUUUGAUGACGAGGAGCCCCUCUCCGCCGCAUCUCCUUUGUCAAGCCAGGAGCCCGAAUCGUCUGGGCAAUGGCAUUGUGCGGCGCAGCCACCGCCCAUUGGGACCAGUAUAGAAGCCCAACAAGCGGAGUUCUCGCCAUUGCUACCUUCGAGCCUCCCAGACGAAACCACACAAACUUCACCCCUGAAAGCACACGUCUCUCAAUUUCCACCGAUGGAAGCAAACACCGAUAAUCAGCAAACGCCACUCUUUGGACCUGGUGAACAGCAAAUCUUUCGACUUCCGUCUCACCAGUACUCCCCUUCCAUCUCGAGGGGGUGGUCUCCUCAACACCAUUAUUUUUCGAGUCGGAAAGGUAGUGCUAUGGCAAGCUCACCUGCGGUUCCGAGUGUUUCUGGUGGAGGAACUAUAUUGACACCGAAUUCCAUGCUCGGAAUAGACCCUGCUCAAGAAAGACCAAUGUCAUCAAAUGAUCUAUUAUCUCAUAUGCAACAGCGCCAGCAAGAAUUGCAACUUCAAAUGCUGCAACAGCAACAACAACAGCAAGAGACUCUCAGUGCCCAGCACUGGAACUCGCUCAUUUCCGAUGGCCAGCAAGAAGCACUUGACCAAAAUUUCGAAGGAGAAGUCAAAAUAACCCCAGAGGGUCAUCCAUUUGAGGGACGGAUUCGGCCAAGUACUCAUGAGCAUGAGUAUCAUCUUGAAGAGUCCAUUCAACGACAGAUGGAAGAGGAGGAUGAUUACAGGGCGCAUACGAACUUCAGAUUCGGAGAGCAAGGCUUUGAAAGAAAUGAUGACUCGCUCCGCUCAGAUCACACUGAAUUGGCGAGAGCCAAAUCUAACUCCGAGAAAUUUGCUACGCGUAAUCCGUCCGAGGCGUCAACGAUACAUGAAGCCCAGGAACAAGCAAGCUUUAUGCUUCACCAUCCUCAGCCUCACUCUAAAGCACAUUCUCUGUCUAAAUCUGUGUUUGGAAGAGAUGGUCUGCUACAUGCUGCCUCGCCACCGAACCUACGUCUUGAAGUCAUGGACUCUCAGAACCUAUCCCAAGCAGAACCUAAAAGUGAACCACACGCUUACAUCUCCGAGAUUGACACCAAUCCGAGCCUUCAGGGUACUCCUGCUCCUGGUUUGAUGUCUAGUGCUAGUGAUGAUCCACAACAUCUCGUCUGGCCGGGCACCCAAUCAAGCGCAGCCGAUCCUGUUACAUUGCCACUGAUGUUUGACCCUCAAAGCUUCAAACAUACGUCGAAAUCUUCGAUCGAAAACAAUAAUUUAAACUCUGCUCCUAAUAAUCCUUGGCUCAAUGGGAACGGCCCUGUGGCAACGCAUCAAGUUCCGUUCUCCAACCGUCAAUCUAUGGGCUCCAAUCAUUCUAGCAUUCAGCAUCAUCCCAAAACCUCGUCUUUGAGCGGAGCGAGCAAAUUCAAUGUGGAUGCACCUGCAUUCACACCCGGGACCACGAAAAGUACCUCAUUUUCCAUGAGCGAGUUCAAAUUCUCGCCGGCAGUUGACAAAGCACCAGAGCUUGUUCCUUCUUUCCAGGCUGCGCUGAGCAGAAGUGAGGUGAAGCCAAGCGACAUUAUCAAACCGGCGACAAAGUCCAAGGCAAUCCCUAUUGUGCGUCCGGAUGAAGUUCCAAAGAAGCCAGCCGAUUCCGACAAAGUACGCACCCUGGAUGAAGAUGAGUCCAGAAAGAAGCGAAUUCGUUGUGAUGAUGACGAGAAUGAGCCCGAAUUGCUGAAGAAGCCUGCGCGGCCACUUGCUGAAACUAGUCAAGGAAAGCUGGGAUCAAAUUCUCAAAGUGAUUUGUCAGAGAACAAGGAAAAUGCUGCUCCUAGUGGCCAUGCGCAAAUGGGAGACGGCCUGCCGGUCCAGAGUACCCAAGGCAAGCAAGGAGCAAUAAGCACUCAGGGCGUCGCUGGCUUUCCCAGCGCAAAUUUAACAUCUGGUCCCGAAACCGAACAGCGACUGCAGUCGUCCCAUGGUUCCCGUGGCUCCACUUCCAAGAAGUCCAGGACCGCAUCAAAAGACAUUCGCAUCGCCACGGAUCGGGAAGAUGGUCUUCAAAACGUUGCAGGCGACAUCAACACAUCCUCGAAUAACAGCCUGCAAGGGAGCGAUGGACCGCAGCAGACCAGUGACCCUCCGCCAAUUCCUGAAAAAUCUGAGAAACGUAAUGAAAGCCCACAUCGACCCAGUGACGGGUUGGCUUCAUCCAAGGAUAAACCUGGAGAGUUUCUUCCAGAAAUACCUCUCCUUGACAAUGCAGAUUUUCAUAGACUGGCACAAUCCUCUUUCCACGAGAUUGAUGCCGUUAUGCGUCAACUGAACGAGGAUGAUCCUGACCUAGGAGUUGAAAAAAAUACAGUGCCAUGGAGUCAGUCCAGUCCCACCAGAACCGCCUCACCAGAUAAACGACUUCAAAGCCCUAUUCCAUGCUUGCCUAACGAGCAGAAGACUCGAAGUGAUGCUCCCAGUCCAAGUCCUAGGCGACAUGAGGCUCGACUCCGAUCUUUUGAGCGCCGUUCUGAUUCCAUUGAUGGUACUCUGGAUUCGACUGUUCCAAUUCACAGGUUGAAUUAUGCCGAGGAAAUCCCCGUUAGUGAGUGGGACGACUUCCUUUCCUCUGGUGAGGAAGAGAAGUUGCGAUGGCGCAGUGACUUCUUCAACAUGCGGGUCAAUGAAAUGGUUGGUGAACUGCUCCAAUUGCAUUUGGAUCCAGUCGAAAGGUCAUUGGCUUCCAUCCAUCAUCAUUUGAACAGCUUUCCAAGGCGUCCACUUCCAACAAAUGAUCAGCCAAGUGUCUCAGGAGGAACUGCCAACAGUGACGCUGACGACGAAGAUGAAGAUGAAGAGGCCUGCUAUACCAGACAGUUCUCGACGACGGCUAAGGCAAGUCGGAAGAUGGAAAAGCUCAAGGCUGCAAUUUUCGAGGCCUUGGCACAGAGUAAAGUUGUUGAACCGAACUUGAACGCGACGCUUUCUAGUCUUCAGCAAGGCCUAGAAGAGAUUAAGUCUUCUCAACAUCAAGUUCAGCGGCCGGCAUUCGAGAAACAGCAUAUUGAGACUAUCGUUCGGGAGGUUAUCGCACAAAGCUCGAUGACUAACGUCGAAGCGCCCGAUGAUCAAGAUGCUCAAUAUAGGGGUAAAUUGGAUGAUGCGGAAAGACGAAUUGAAAAGGAGAUUGAAUCUCGAAGAAGAGCCGAAGAGGAACUCAUCAAAACCAAGCGGAGUCUGGAGGCAGCCGAAGAAGUAAUUGCUCAAGAGCGCCAAUCCGCGGAAAAACUCGAAUCGAAGAUUGAAAACCUCAGCGAGGAGCACGGCAAAGACCACGCGAAGAGCGAGAUGCGUAGAGAAGCCUUGGAAGAAGCCGAGAAGAACAUUACAGAUCUGGCCGCCAAAAAUCUAGCACUCGAAAGCACUAUCCAGGAAUAUCGCAUCUCCCAUGAAAAUUGGCUCAAUCAGAUUGAUGAAGCUAAUCGCGAAAAUAAAAAUCUCAAGGCUACCAUGGACAAGCUCAGAGCGCAGACCGAAGAGAGUAUACGCGCUAGAGAAGCAGUCCGAGGAAGAUUCGAUAAGCUGCAAGAGGAGAUGGCUUCAGCCGCAUCCGACAUCGCCAGAGAGCAGGCCAACUGGCGUAAAAAAGACGAGGACCACCAAGUCAAAUUUGGGCUGGUGGCCGCAAGGCUUGAGGCGGAAGCUCGGACCCGCGAGAGACUCGAACGAGAGAUUGAACGGCUCGAGGCGCAAGAGGCAGAGUCGAUGAAGAUGAAGGUGGUUGCGGACCAAACUCAAAAAUUCAACGCGCGAUUGGAAGAGACGGUGGCUGCACUUCGAGUAGAGAACAUUGAAUUUCAAAAGGUUGCUGCAAGGGCUGAGCGAGAGGCUAGCCAAGCACGCGAAGCCGGGCGAAUGGAGUUGCACAGGACCAGAGUUGUCCUAGAGGCAGAUCUGCGGGCUGCAAAAAUGCAAGUCGAUAUUGUGAGGGCCGAAUUGGAAAGUGAACUCGUUAGAACGGAGAACCGCCUCGAGCACAUGAGGGAAGAAGCCAACACCAUGAAAUCGAGGAGCGAAUAUGUUCUUCAAGAAGCCGAGCGGAUCAAAGAAAAGGCUUUGAAAGAGGCUCACGACUAUCGGGAGAGGUCUUUACGUGAACUACAAACUCGAUACGAGCGUUCUCUUGAGGACCUUAAACAGCAGCAUGGCCGAGCUCUUGGCCAUGCUGUCGAGGACAAAGAAAGGAGUGCAGAAGUAUUCAAGGAGCGGCUUGAUCUGUCGGAAGCCAAAGUAACUCACUUCCAGGAUCUAGUGAAGCACCUUGAGGAGAAGUUGGAGAUUGCAAAGUCUGCAGCGCACGCUGCUGCUCAAGCUGCACAGUCUGCAAGGGUUAGCCAGCCAAGCUCAUCUUCGAGCCCAACAACGGGUGACGAUACUUCUCCUCUGAAGAUAUCCCCUCAAGCCCUGCGCGAGUCGAUUUUUGUUCUCCAAGAACAGCUGCAGGAAAGGGAGAGUCGAAUCGAGAGCCUGGAGCAAGAGUUGGCGGCCGUCGAUCGUAAUGCUCCAAAGACAAUAAAGGAAAGGGAUAUGGAGAUUGCUUGGCUUCGUGAGUUGCUUGGAGUCCGGCUUGGCGAGCUCGAGGACAUUGUCGGCAUCCUUUCGCAGCCAGAAUUUGACAAGAACGCCGUGAGAGAUGCUGCCAUAAGGCUCAAAGCUAAUCUGGAGAUGGAACAACAAGAGAAGGAAAGGGCAAUGAAUGGUCAGACCUUCCCCUCAUUGUCUGCCAUUUCAAACUUUGCUUCUCCAAAGGUACUCCCGCUUGCCGCGGCGAUUGGAAACUGGCGAAAGGGAAGGGUAACCAGUACAGCUAGUACUACUGCUGAUAACGCUGGAGAUCAAACCCCUUCGGCAUCUCAGCAAACACCCUCGAAAUCUUCGCCCUCGGCGCACAGCUUCCUCUCUGGGCUUUUGACUCCUCCAGGUACAAACAAUCGAUUCAUGACGCCAAUCAACAAGCGUAAUGUGUCAAUCUCCUCUACCAAUUCUGCCGCUUCCACGCCACAGAAUGACCGACCUUUAUUGUCAUCCUCAUCGAGCCGAUUUGCACAGUGGCAGAGACAGAGCUCCCAGCCACUGUUGACGUUCUCUGCACGCCAGGCAGAAAAGCAGCCUCUCCAAGACCUUCCUCCCGCAACGCCUCCUCUGCUCCGCAAGGGUUCGUACGAUCAGGACGCAGAAGCGAACGUGAGUCCCCACGGCGGCUUCUACGACGACGACGACAGUACGGUCGACGGCAAUCCUAUCCAGGAAAGCCGAGCUGAAGAUUCAUUCGGUCCGGCUAUUGGAGCGGAAACCGAGCUGGAAUCAGAGAGCACCGACGACAACGAGUCUUUGAUUCGACCGUCAGAGUAACCAUUUCGAAUCUCAAUCCAUCUAUUUCAGUCCAUCAUCUUUGCUGCGGCUAUUAUAUUGCAUUUCGAAAACUCUCGUUUCUAUUUUGCCAUUUUACCAUCAGACUUUGACAGUUUUUUUAUUUUCCAUCAUGCACAUAUUUUGUCCUUGUCAUACUACAAAAGCCAUAGCCUUUCUCUUCAUAUACGGAUCCAUCUUUUAUUUAUCUUUCCCCC